Aplysia californica (California sea hare) is the source of this 7452-nucleotide messenger RNA. RefSeq lists its product as uncharacterized. The transcript has 2 exons. Bases 519 to 3344 code for a protein of 941 amino acids. NCBI's taxonomy places the organism in Eukaryota, Metazoa, Mollusca, Gastropoda, Aplysiida, Aplysiidae. The record is from RefSeq and is a predicted model, not a curated record.
UCUAGAAUCGAGAGGCUACUGCUAGAUUUAGAAUCUAGAAGUACGUACAUGUAUCAAGAUUCAAGAUCAACAGCGGAGAACUGAUCUAUAUCUAGAUAUAGAUCUAGUCUAAUAGAUCUAGAUCUAGAUAUCUAGAUUCUAGAUCUAGAUGUAGAUCUAGAUAGAUCCAGCCUAACCGAGAUCAUUCAGGCAUUUAUCCUUCUUCAUUCGACAUCAGUUAGUGGUUAGUGGCCAGUGGUCAGUCAGUAAGUCUCUCAGUCUCAGCAAUAGAGCCUAGAAUCUAGAGUAGGUUUAGAACACGGUGGAGUGUACACAGUUCGACUGAGUUUUGUCGAUGGAUAGGCCUCGGGUCUAGACUCUAGAUCUAGUCUAGAAUCUAGAUCUAGAUUUAGAUCUAGAUCUAGAUCUAGGGCUUGAUUGUUUGCCCUUUUUUCAGUGGUUUUCAACACACAACCAGUAGCUCAUUUGUGUAGAUCUAGAUCUACAAUUUAAUAGAAAGAGUAUUGUUUUUAUUCGUGAUGAGUUGUGAAAGAGAGAUCCACAAUUACAAUGACAUUGAUGCGCAGGAGUCUACUGACAAUGCUCACCUCGCAUUCUUUUAUCAAAGGGAUCAAAUGACCCUGAACCAACCCAGCAGUGUGGCUACUAAUGCCACUGUUGCUACCACCAACAAUAGUGACAUUACCAAUGCUGUCCUCACCUCAAAUCUCCAGUACAUGAACCCAAAUGACACAGGGGGCACUUUCCCACCUCUUUAUGUUGGAGAGGCUCACAUGGCCCAGCCAACACAUUCCUUUUUACCGCAAAGAAGAGAGAGGGAGGACAACAAGCAUUGCCGAAAGGAACAUUCUUUGACCCCUGGGAAGCGUCAAAGGAAAGAAGAGUUGUGGAAAUGUAACAGGCGCAAAAGGCAGAGAGAAAUGGGACUACCUUACAUGACACACAGAGGAAUUGAGCGGCCUAAGAGGGAAAUGAAACCCAGGUGUUUCUGCAAGUCAAAAUAUUUAAAGUGUGGGAAUGUGACAGAGGAAGACAGAAAGGGACUGUUUAAGGAGCUUUGGGGUUUAACUUGGGAAGAGAAAAAGACACUAGUGAAAAGUCUUGUAGACAAAGUCCAAAAAGUGAGGCAGUACACAACAAAUCCCUCUUCCCAACGAGAGUUCACUUUUCGGUACUAUUUGAAGCAAGGCAGUGUCAAGGUUGAAGUGUGCAAAUUAAUGUUCUGUAACACAAUGGAUUUAGGGUCAAGAUUUAUUCAUGGCUUGUUUACAGAACCGAAAAACAAAUCUUUGAAGUUUCUCCCUAUCCCUGAUAGAACAGAACAUGUCCCCCUUUCAAAUGUGCCAGAGUCUACCGAAAAUGCUCACCAAGUGCCCUUUGAUCAAACGGAUCAGGUGUCCCCAAACCAAGCCAGCACUAUGGCAACUGAUGACACUGUCGCUGUCAACAACGACUAUGACAAUACUGAUGACAGCGAUACUAGUGAUAAAUCUGGCGUCCACACUGCAAACUCAAAUGUUCAGUGUACGAAUCCAAAUAAUAAGGAGGACACUUUCCAGCCACUGUAUGUUGGAGAGGCCCACAUGGGUCAGCCAACAGCACCCUCUCUUUUACCGCAGGAUACAGAGAUGGAGGAGAACAUGCAAGACAAAAAUGAACAUUCUCAGACCCCUGGAAAACGCGAAAGGAAAGAAGAACAGUGGAAAUGUAACAAGCGCAAAAGACUGAGAGAAAUGGGGCUACCUUACAUGACACAGAGAGGAGUUGAGCGGCCUAAGAGGGAAAUGAAACCCAGGUGUUUCUGCAAGUCAAAAUAUUUGAAGUGUGGGGAUGUAACAGAAGAAGAUAGAAUGGCAUUGUUCAAGGAGGUCUGGGAUUUAGACUGGAAAGAGAAAAAGACACUCGUGAAAGGUCUCAUAGACAGGAAGCGAAAACUGAAGCAGUACACACCAAAUCCUAAUUCUCUCCGUGAGUUCACUUUUCGGUACUAUUUGAGACAAGGCGAUGACAAGGUUGAGGUGUGCAGAUUAAUGUUUUGCAACACAAUGGAUUUAGGAUCAAGAUUCAUUAGGGGCCUGUUUGCAAAACCAAAAAAGAGAAAUUUGAAAUCACAUGCACACUAUAAUAGAUCAGGAGACUCCAAGUUGUUCUUAAAUCUUAAGUUUUUUGACUGUCUUCCAAAAGUAUCAAGCCAUUAUUGUAAAAAGAGCUCGUCAAAGUUGUACUUGGAGCCAAUGUUCAAAACUAUAAAAGAGGUUCAUAGACUUUAUGUGGAAAAAUGUAUUGAAAAUGAAAUCACUGCAGUGGGGAUUGAUGUCUUUAGGAAGGAGUUCGACAAAAAUAACUUGGCCCUGUUUCCCCAUAAAAAGGAUAAGUGUGACAUUUGCGUCAGAUAUCGAUCAGGUGACUCAACGGAAGAUACUUGGGUGCUUCAUAGAGAAAGGAAAGAGGCUGCAAAACAAGAGAAAGAAAAUGACAUUAAAACAGCACUGGAGACUCAAAGAAUGGAACCAGUGGACAGGGUGGGUGUCUUUUGCAUGAGUCUUCAAUCCAUCUUGUUUAGUCCCAUGCUCAAAGCGUCUGCUCUUUACUACCGAAGAAAACUUGCUGUGCAUAACUUCACUGUCUUUAAUAUUACAACACGAGAUGUGAAAUGCUAUGUUUGGCAUGAGGGGGAAGGUGGACUGACAUCUGAUGAAUUCUCAUCGUGCAUCAUAGACUACCUACAGAACCUCGCUGGUACUUAUGGCAGAAUAAUACUGUACAGUGAUGGGUGCCUGUACCAGAGCAAAAAUGCUACGCUUGCUAGUGCUAUCAUGGAUCUUGCUCGUGAACUCAACAUCAUUAUUGAUCAGAAAUACCUCACUAAGGGGCACACUGAAAUGGAAGUUGAUAGUGUUCAUAGUGUGAUUGAACGUUCUCUCAAAAAUGCUGUUAUAAAUGUACCAUGUGAUUACAUUAAUGUCUUCAGAUUGGCAGGUCAAAGCUCUCGUCCAUACGAUGUUAAAUAUCUAGACCACACUUUUUUCAGGAAGUAUUCGUCCGUACAAGAAUACUCAACCAUUCUACCAGGAACAAAUGCUGGGGAUGUAAAAGUGGAUGACAUACGAGCUCUUCGCUAUUCCUCUCAUGGGAACAUUCAGUACAAGCUCGCUUUUUGUGAGGACUGGCAAGACAUUCCUGAUCAGUACAACUACACGCUAUCAUUACUAUCAAGCACUGCUGUCCCUGCACUACACUCACAAAGAAUACCUAUCCCCAGCUCAAAAUAUAGGGACUUGCAGGAAUUGAAAGCAGUGAUCCCAUCAGAUGCCCAUGCCUUUUAUGACAACUUGGAGCAUUGAUUGGAAAUAUAUGUGGCAUUUUAAGGAGUGGUCAAUGAGCUAACAAGUUUUUUUUGUAUGCAUGAGUGUGCAUGUUCACAUUCAAUUUUGAGCAAUUUUAUUUUGAAACGAUUGAUGAAAUGAGAUGCUUACUUUUUGAAGCAUUAAAAAAGAAUUCACUAUACUAUACUCUACUGUAAAUGUGAGGUGCACUGACAAAAUGAGUUACUUCUUGCAUCCACAAAUGGAAAUAUCAUCGUAAAUUCGACACCGGGGUCAAAUUUAUAGACUUUCAUUUGAUGCCGUUUUGUUUGAGUUUAAUAUGUCUUUCAUUAUUUCAUACUUUUAAUAACUUCACCAACUGUAAAUUAUAUAUAUUUACUGUAUCUAUUUCCCGACUUAAAUCCUAGAAUCUACUUGUUUUGUCAGUGCACUUCACAAAAAAUACAUUUUGUGAGCUGAGUUGUUUUCAUGCUGGACUAUGGAGUGGACAGCCCUGGUUUGAAUCCUGGGUGUUCUUGACCUUGGAUCAUUUUAUGAAGUUUUUAACACUUUGCCAGUACGGGACGCCAACUAGCAAUGGUGUGAUCUAGCAUGUACCGCAUCUGUAUCCUGGUCCGUGGGGAUAAGUGUUGCGCGCUGCAUGGAUGGAUAGUGUUACUGUUAAGGCUCUCAACACAUUUUUCUCAGUCCUGUCAGGGAUGGACGUCACUUUGGAGAUGUCACAUUUUUAAAUAACCUAACAUUGUUGAAUGGGGUGUUAAAACUGUGCUCUUACUUUACACUUACCAGUUGAGUAAAUACAAUGUCAAUUACACUUGUAAUUUUGGCUUAAAUUAUGAGGAUUUCUGUGGAUACUUUUUCAAUGGCUGCCCCUAUUCUCAUGUUGGUAGGCCAUCUGAAAAUUAGUAAGAGGUGCAGUUUGACAAUAUAUACAUUAUAUUUUUAAUAUAAUAUAUUGGUAAGGCAGUCACUAAGGUCAAUUUUUGUUUCUUGUCUUAUGGUGCUACUGUAUUGUGCUUAAUGUUCUAUCCUUUAACGUCUGCAAGCCAUCUUACACAAAUUGUGAUACGUUAUAUUUGCAAUAAGUUGUUGAAAAUGAAUACUUGUACUGAAUUAAGCUUAUAAUUAUGAGCUCUGUUAAGAUUGUGUAUGCAGGCUCAUUAAGAGGAAUGGGAAAUUACUUCUUAUCAGUGAGAAGGAAAUCGAAAACGUAUCCUAAAUUUAAGUUUGCAAUGCAUUGUGCUGCAGUGACUCUGGCGUCACUUGAUUUAAGAGGGGGGGGGGGUCUUUAAAAAAAAAAUCCAUUUCCAUAUAAUAUAAACUUGCCAUUGUGUAGUAUCACAGGUUGUACCACACUUACUGAUCUGUGUAUAUUGUGGCUUAGCCCCUAUUCACAGAAAAAGUCUUGACCAAACCACGCUGAUACACGUAAAAGGUUGAAAAACAAAGUACUGCAAAAAGGUGCCAAGCCAAAUUCCCUUUACAAUAUUUCUUUUAGUGAUGGUUUAUGUCAAACACUUGAUAAAGCCUUCAAUUUACAUUUGAUUCCGGUAGUUUAACUACCUGUACCUUUUUAGAAAGAGAGAAUUUUUGACUCUGUUGAAAAAUUUUGCCUUCUUGUUUUAUCAGAGACACAGUGAAGUUUAACAAGUUGUGCGGAAGAGCUUUUUCUCCUAUGCUUAAAAAAUUUGAAAUUCUCUCACAAAAUAAAUGUAUUUCAUAACAUCAGAAAAGAGAGUUUACGAAAAGUGUUAAGACAAUACAAUUGCAACCGUCUGCCAGUAAAUUUUGUGUGUGAGAAUGUGUGUGGGUCUGGGAUUUAUUAGCAUAUGUGAAGUUAAAUGAUCUCGCAAUGUCCAUUUUCAGUUCUCUGAUUUCUCAUUUAAGUUCAUUGAUAAUUCUGCAUUGCACAGCGCAACCCUCUAGGGAGUAGGCUCUUUAUAUAAAUUUUCAUUAUAGUUAUUAUUAUUAUCUCCCAUCUCUGUUUUAAGCAAUGGCUAUCAAAAUGAAAUUGUGACCAUAUUUUGCAAAGGCCUGUUUACAAGCAUUUUAACAUUUUAAUGUACUAAUAUGUUUUUUCUGUUUGGACAAAUCUCUCUUAAUUGAAAAUUUGGCACUCUUGCAAAUUUUAAACAAAGUCGACUCCUCCGUAUACAUUUUUGUACAUGUUUUAUAUAGAAACGCUUUCUUUAACAAAAACAUUGAACUUUUCUGCACUUUUUUAUUUUAUUCAGGAGAGAACAGGUGUAGUAGAUAAUUUUGUAUAGUAGGCCUACAUUAUACACCUUCCAGUUUUUAUGACAACAUGCGUGAUAUCAAUCAGGCCAAUUAGAGCUCUUCAUACCAGCGGUAUAACAUCUCAUCCACUGCUUUAUAAUUUACAACAGCGAUUGGAACGAAAAAUUGAAAGAUAUGAUAUUUUUUAUCUGCCAUAGUGCAAAAUAAUUUCGAAUGUACAAAUCUAUUGUGGUUCAGGUGAUUGUGAGGGCAUGAUUUUUAUGACCAGAAUGGGUGGGAGAUUAACUUUUAUGGCUUUUUUGUUCAGUUUGAAUGAAGAUAGCCUCGUGAUUUUCAAUUCUCUGCAGGCUUGAGAAGGUACUUGUAACAUGUAUACAGUCUUGCAUGCACAUUCUAUAAACUAUAAACUUAUAUUUGUAAGACUCUAAAAUGUGUCCGUGUUCUGUUGCGUGUCCUUUUCUUUUUUUGCACACCCUUCUGUGCAUGGUCAUUUGUUCAUUUUGGUUUUUAUUCGUUCACCAUUACCAAGUUGUUUUUUUUAAGUAGAUGUUUUACACCCCUAUCGACACAAUUUAGAUAAUUUAGGACGUUGACUUUGGCCCUGCCAUUAAAGGCUCAUCUGGGCUGAGAGGUAUAAAAUGUCCCUACAGAAAGACUGCGAUACUUUAUUAAAAAAAUUUCUCCACAUGGGAAUAAAACUUGAUUUUCUGUGUUUGUUUGAAAGUGGAUACUUGUCAGUACAUUGUAUCAUGUACACAGCAAGAUGGGGCUCAAAGGUUCGACGUCUACAGAAACAGUAUUGGACGUUUGUGGGCAUGUGUCGGUGUGUCUAGAAAGACGAAUGAUAGACCUUUUAGGUCUCGGAUCACAAGGCAGAGACAAGACCGACACAUCCACCGUGUUCAUGUCCAGAACAGAUUGCAUCCUGCAUCACUGCGACGUGUAAUGUCUCUGGAUAAAUACCAAUCUCAAAGAGAACUGACCACGCUUCAAAUGUUAGAUGAACUUGGGCAAUAGUUAGAAAAAAUCUAGCAUCAGAUUCCCCCAGCUGUUCAUCAAACAACUUAUUUUUUCCUUGCUUUGAUUGUGUCGUCAGUCAGUCAUUUGUGAAUUUGGAAAAGGAGAUGCUCAACUUGUGAUAGAUAUUGUGCUAAAAUGGACUCUCCAAUGAAAAUAAGUUAUCCUCAUAACUCAUAGCUUCUUCCUUGAUGCGUGUGUUGUUUAGAAAAAUAUAUGUAAUGGACUCUGUAAAGGAAGGAAGGAAGUAAGUAAAGGAAUUUGAUUUGCAAGUACAAUUUGAUUUCUAUAUUAAACUUUCUUUUUUCCGUGAGAAUAUAAUGUAAGUGAACUAUUUCGGAACCUGAAACCCUGUUGUACCCUGCAUUUUAUUUGUGAGUAAAUGUAUGAUAUAAUAUAGUAUAGGCCACAUGUGUUAUGUUCAAUGUGUGUUUUGGUGAGUGACAGAAAAAAAGAAGAGAAAUUGAAUUGCCUUCCUUAUUGGGGGAAGAGGGCCAAUUUUUUUAAUGCGCAUUCAUUUAAUUUUUUAUCAUUUUCGUUCAGUCAUUAUUUUUACUUGAUAAUUUUGUUGGUUAUUGGAAUACAGAUAUUUAUGUAUAAUGCACACAUAAUGCUACUUGUUGUGGUACGGUUGUUUAAUUCAAAGGAGUAUAUUUGAGUUGUAAGCUUUUGUUUUUAUUUAAUUAUUCUAUACUUUCCGUUAUACGGGACCUAUUUUAUGAAUUUGAUUUGAUUUAACAAUAUGUGUCACCCUACCCUCUAUCUUUCAAAUGGUAAAGAAUUUUUGAUUCUGAGUCAUAGAUGUAUAAGAAACCAUUGAACCUUUUUAAAAAAAAAUUUACAAUUGUGAUGAAAUCAGAUUUGUCUAAAA